AGGGGCCUGCAGCAGCACUUCCGGGUGGAGCAAUAUGGCCGUCGUUUUACGUCUUAUAGCGGGCGUAGCGUCAUGACGUCACGUGUACGCAUUAAGCAUUUCCGCUGCAGACCGGAAGUAGGCUGUAAAGUGAGAAGAAGAGGAGGAAGAAGAUGAGCGGGACGGAGCCGGUGCAGGAGUCUCCUCUGUCCGGACAACUGGCGCCUCUGGGGCCCAUCACCGAGAACAAGGCCAGCCCGGCCAAUAUACCCAAGCCGGGGCCCGCACCGACCGCCACCACCGGAGCCGGACUGCCCGGGAGAGACCCUGGAGAGCGGCGGGCGAGCGUUCCGGUGUUGGCCGCCUCGGCCACCGCUCCCGCUGAGAGUUCCUUGUCCAAUGGCGUCUACCUGCCCCCAGGAGUGACCAAUGGGGACAUAAAGCCGGUGAUCUCCAGCACCCCCCUGGUGGAUUUCCUGAUGCAGCUGGAGGAUUAUACACCAACGAUUCCAGACGCGGUCACCGGUUAUUAUCUGAACCGCGCCGGAUUCGAGGCCUCUGACCCCAGGAUCAUUCGUCUCAUCUCCCUGGCGGCUCAGAAGUUCAUCUCGGACAUUGCGAAUGACGCUCUUCAGCACUGCAAGAUGAAGGGCACCGCGUCCGGGAGCUCCCGCAGCAAGAGCAAGGAUAAGAAGUACACGCUGACCAUGGAGGACCUGUCCCCGGCUCUGGCAGAAUACGGCAUCAACGUCAAGAAGCCGCAUUACUUCACCUAGUGGGGGCGCUGUGGACUUUGGGUGACUCUAAAGCUACCCCUGCCUGGAUACGCAUGUUAGGGUUCCCACCUAUGUGACUGUCCUGGGAGGACCCCUGAGCCUCUCCUCUGGCCGCCAUGUUGGAGGGGGGGGGGGCGCUGUGCCGCUGUAUAUAGAAUCUGUGCUGUGUGUCUGUAGUGGAUGUGAAUGAAGAAAUAUAUUGAGAUGUUUUCAUAAAA
This is a messenger RNA of Hyla sarda, 973 nucleotides long. It is a transcript of the gene TAF10, whose product is annotated as TATA-box binding protein associated factor 10. Gene Ontology annotation, biological process: transcription initiation at RNA polymerase II promoter. Gene Ontology annotation, molecular function: RNA polymerase II general transcription initiation factor activity; promoter-specific chromatin binding. The transcript is spliced from 5 exons. Gene Ontology annotation, cellular component: SAGA complex; transcription factor TFIID complex; nucleus. The record is from RefSeq and is a predicted model, not a curated record. Lineage: Eukaryota; Metazoa; Chordata; Amphibia; Anura; Hylidae. The coding region runs from base 153 to 755 and encodes 200 amino acids.